This is a messenger RNA of Neodiprion virginianus, 1038 nucleotides long. RefSeq lists its product as uncharacterized. The record is from RefSeq and is a predicted model, not a curated record. Bases 1 to 1038 code for a protein of 345 amino acids. The transcript is spliced from 2 exons. NCBI's taxonomy places the organism in Eukaryota, Metazoa, Arthropoda, Insecta, Hymenoptera, Diprionidae.
AUGGCCGCGAACGGAGGAGUCCCGGACCCUGGGGGUAGUGACAAAAACGUUUGUGGUUACUGUGAGGCUGGAGUAAAAACGAAGUAUUUAGAAUGUGAAGAAUGUGGAACUCCGUUCCACAACAGCUGUGCAAAAAGAGCGGGAACCGCGGGAGAUAAGAGCAAAUUACAGUGCUGCGCGGAAAAAAAGGUUAUGUACGAGCCGAAUGAGAGUGUUGUUGUGGGAGAGGAUGGCAAAGUAGACGAAAAAAGCGCAGUAUGGAGGGAAAAUGUCAUUCUGCGGAAACUAGUAAGAGAAAUGUAUAGCAAGAACCAGUUGGUGAUCAACAAAGUGAGAGAGCUUGAAGAGAUGCUGAAACAGGAGACAGGGCCCCAUCCUCUGGUAAAACCGAAGCAUCACGAAGAAGGAAAGAGAACAAGGGAUAAAAUAACAUCCAAUGUGCACUCGGCAAAGCUGGGAAUAUGGGUUAAAAAAAUAAGCAACGCAAGAAAAGGACAGGUAGUGAUAAGCUGUGAGCAUACGGAAGAUGUUGAAGUACUCAAAAAAGCCUUAGAGGAUAAGGUAGGCCCCCAAUACAGUGUAAUCCAACAGCAUCUACAAAAGCUAAAAAUAAAAAUCGUGGGUAUUAGCGAUGAAGAUAACGCAGAAGAUCUUGAACUAACUAUCAGGAAUCAGAAUCACUUUAUCGAUAAGGAAGAGGAUUUCAAAAUCACAUACAUCAAGUACUGGCCGAAGAUAGAGACGAGCACUGCAUAUGCGGAAGUUGCUCCAGCAGUGUUUACAAGAAUAAUUCUGGACAAGAGGAUUUCUGUCAGAUGGGAAAAGUGCAGAGUAUUUGAAGACUUGGAUAUAAACAGGUGUUUUAAAUGCGGUGGUUUUAAUCACAUGGGAAGUAAGUGUCAAAAUGAGAGGGCCUGUAGCUCCUGUGGAGAAGAUCACGACACAAGGGACUGUAAGAACGACAAGAAUAAACAGUGCGCGAACUGUAAGAGGUCGAACGAAAUACGACUUACACCAUGCUGCGAGCGAAGUAAAUAA